Messenger RNA from Aspergillus homomorphus CBS 101889, 2142 nucleotides. RefSeq names its product P-loop containing nucleoside triphosphate hydrolase protein. Bases 1 to 2142 code for a protein of 713 amino acids. The transcript is spliced from 5 exons. Lineage: Eukaryota; Fungi; Ascomycota; Eurotiomycetes; Eurotiales; Aspergillaceae. Gene Ontology annotation, cellular component: cytosol. The record is from RefSeq and is a predicted model, not a curated record. Gene Ontology annotation, biological process: iron-sulfur cluster assembly. Gene Ontology annotation, molecular function: ATP binding; protein binding; 4 iron, 4 sulfur cluster binding.
AUGGUGCGGGGAGCUCACGAUGAGUUGGUAUCCCAAUUCUGUGCUAUGUCUGGCACAGAUCCCUCAACAGCACAAGAAUACCUAUCAGCCAACGAAUGGGACCUCGAAGCCGCAGUGACCGAAUUCUUUGCCGAGCAAGACGAAGCUAUGCAAGGCGCAAACACAGGCGCAGGCCAGCGUUUGGGAGCCGAGACAGGCCCAUCCGUCGGCCAUUCGCUCGGCGGCAGUUCUUCUCAGUCGCCAUCCACUACCCCGCAACCGUCCUCCCGGAAAACCGGACCGAAAAAGAGAUUCGCAACACUGGGGGAUUUUGCUUCGGGGGCUGGUGAAUCUUCGGAAGAGGAGGACUCGGUGAAUCAGGAUUUCUUUGCCGGUGGGGAGAAGUCUGGACUGGCUGUGCAGAACCCCGACGACAUCAAGAAGAAGAUCAUCGAGAAAGCCAGGAGAACGCAACUGCCCCCCUCGGAAGAGCCCAGCAGACAGUCCCACUUCACCGGCACAGCUCGUACCCUUGGCGGGGAUGAUGCUCCCAGCAGGGUCAUCGAUGCUCCAAGCGCGCCGGUUGCUCAAGUGCCACAGCGAGUACAGAGGACUCUUCACUUCUGGGCCGACGGAUUUUCGGUUGACGACGGCGAGCUUUAUCGCUCUGAUGAUCCUCGAAACGCGGAGAUCUUGGAGGGCAUUCGACAAGGUCGUGCUCCGCUCUCGAUCAUGAACGUACAGCCUGGGCAGGAGGUGGACGUCGAGAUCAACCAGCACGAGGAGAAGUACGUCAAGCCUAAGCCUAAGUAUAAGCCCUUUUCCGGACAAGGACAACGACUGGGAAGCCCUACGCCCGGUGUGCCGGCCUCCGACUCGGCUACAACCCAAGCUCCGGCCGCUGCACCCCAGGCCUCCGAGCCACCUAAGCCCGAUGUUGAUGAAUCUCAACCCACCAUUACCCUGCAAGUUCGUCUUGGUGAUGGCUCCCGGCUCACGUCUCGCUUCAACACCACCCACACGAUCGGGGAUGUCUACGAGUUUGUGGCGGCCUCCACCUCCGAUACCCAGUCCCGUUCUUGGGUUCUGAUGACUACAUUCCCUAGCAAGGAUCUUACGGACAAGAGUGCUGUGUUGGGAGAUAUGGCAGACUUCAAGCGGGGUGGGGUUGUGGUCCUCUCCGGCAAAGGCGGCGUCGGCAAGUCCUCGGUAACCCUCCAACUCGCCCUCGCGCUCUCGCUGCAAGGCAAAUCCGUCGGGAUUCUCGACAUCGACCUGACGGGGCCGUCGAUCCCUCGCCUGGUCGGCCUCGAAGAUGCAAAGAUCACUCAAGCCCCCGGCGGCUGGCUACCUGUGCCGGUGCAUACCGGCAUAGAUGAUCCCUCGUCCUCCUCCUCGUCAAUCACCACCACCACCACCACCACCGAAACCACAACCAGAACCACAACCCCCCGCGGCCCCCUAAACUGCAUGUCCCUAGGCUUCCUCCUCCGCUCCCGCUCCGACGCCGUAAUCUGGCGCGGCCCCAAAAAGACCGCGAUGAUCCGACAAUUCCUGUCCGACGUCCUCUGGGGUCCCACAGACUACCUCUUGAUCGACACGCCGCCCGGCACAAGCGACGAGCACAUCGCGCUAGCCGAGCAGCUUCUCACGCUCUGCAGCACCACACCGCAGCAGCAGCAGCAGCAGCAGCAGCAACAGCAACAGCCACGUCUCGCGGGCGCCGUGCUGGUGACGACGCCGCAAGCGAUCGCGACCUCGGACGUGCGCAAGGAAGUCAACUUCUGCGUGAAAACCAACAUCCCCACGCUGGGCGUCAUCGAGAAUAUGUCCGGGUAUACGUGUCCGUGCUGCGGGGAGGUGACGAAUCUGUUCUCCAGUGGGGGUGGGGAGGUCAUGGCGCGGGAGAUGGGCGUGCGGUUUUUGGGCAGCGUGCCCGUUGAUGUUGGGUUUGGGGCUUUGGUUGAGGGGAAGGGGAUCGGGGAGGAGGGAGAUGAUUCUGAUGUUGAGGAGGAAGAUAGCGGCAAAGAAAUUGAGGGCGGGAAGGAGGGGGAGACGCCUGUUGAGGAUACGAGGCCGCUGGUCGAGAGGUAUCGGGAGGGUUGGUCUUAUGGGCGGUUUGAGGCGUUUGCGAAGACGUUGAUCUCUGAGAUCGAGGGGUAG